AUGUGCUUCUACUUUUGGCGAAAACCAGAACCGACCUUCGAGGUAGAUUUAGCAGCAGAAAUGGCGGAAGUGAUAAGAAAUGUUGAAUCAUAUAACAAUAUGGUUGAAGAGCUGAGACGAAACAGAAGACGAAACGCAACCAUUGCUGGUGAACUUUCACCACACGAACCCUCUACCGAAGUGGAGACCAUCUCCGACAGUGUCAGUCAAAAAAGCGAUUGA
Rodentolepis nana is the source of this 222-nucleotide messenger RNA. Lineage: Eukaryota; Metazoa; Platyhelminthes; Cestoda; Cyclophyllidea; Hymenolepididae. The record is from the annotation of a GenBank genome assembly.